ACGGUGAGGGGGCCGCUCGAGCAACUCCAUGGACAGAUUAUGCCGGCUAGCAGGAAAGGGCAACAAUGUUUUUUUGUUUUUUUUUCGAAGAAAUAUUCACAGGCCUGCACGUUAGGUCUCCUGAGCCUUUGUCUUCACGCCUGGAGCUCUGUGGUGACAUCUCCCCCGGGUGACACGGUGUCCCUGAACUGCUUGUACUCCAAUAACAGUCGCAGUGACGGCUUAUCGAUGCUCUGGUACAGGCAGCUCCCCGGCCGCCCCCCUGAGCCCAUCCUGCAAUCCUUCAGCCCUGACAAUACGUUCAGCUAUUCUUACUUGAGGGCCGGAGAGCACUUUACAAUGGAACAAAAUCACACCUUAGUCAUCCGAAAUGUCACCCGAGAAGACGUCGCUACUUAUUACUGCUCCAAGCUGGAAACGGACGUGUGGCGCUUCGGCGACGGGAUCGAGCUGCGAGUGGACGGCCAUAGUUCAACACCUAUAACUCCUGCAGAAGGGCCUAAAACCUUGGUUUAUGUUUUCCUUGCUUUGUCAGUUCUCUUCAACCUUUUACUGUUUCUCUGCAUAGCCACUGAGAAUAAAUGGUUCCCUUUCAGAAAUCCAAAGAAAACUGAGUUGCAGCAACCCUGUCAUGAGAAUGACCUGCAUUAUGCAGAAGUGAGUACCACGGAAAAUCAACAACGGAGAGGGCAAGAGAAAAUACACAUUGUGUAUGCUGAAGUCCGAUUAAGAAAAUAG
Messenger RNA from Erpetoichthys calabaricus (reedfish), 738 nucleotides. RefSeq lists its product as uncharacterized. The coding region runs from base 40 to 738 and encodes 232 amino acids. The transcript is spliced from 5 exons. The record is from RefSeq and is a predicted model, not a curated record. Lineage: Eukaryota; Metazoa; Chordata; Cladistia; Polypteriformes; Polypteridae. Gene Ontology annotation, biological process: response to bacterium.